AUGUACAAUUAUAACCAUCAACUUGACAUAACACGGUAUUGUAUUAGAAUUUGGUUGUGCUACUUUUUAUUUGGCGUUGGACAACCCUCACGCGUACGCACUCAUUUGUUUUUGCUGUCGCAUUCUCUCGAUUUUCAAUUCUCGGUAGUGCGGAAUUCGUGUUGCUCGUCGUUGCGGUUUGUGUUUAUUUUAAGGAUCGAGGACGUGAGAUCACUGUUCCGCUUAGAAGUGGUUUAUGUUGUGAUCUGGAUAAAUCGUUCCCGGAUCCCGAUAGUACGUUAUCUCGCCCCGAGAGGGGAUAUAAGGAAAUCCAAGAUGUUUUACAUAAAUAUGUUGUUUUAA
Molecule: messenger RNA, 342 nt
Organism: Acanthoscelides obtectus
Lineage: Eukaryota; Metazoa; Arthropoda; Insecta; Coleoptera; Chrysomelidae
Source: the annotation of a GenBank genome assembly